Suillus fuscotomentosus is the source of this 693-nucleotide messenger RNA. RefSeq lists its product as uncharacterized. Bases 61 to 693 code for a protein of 210 amino acids. The record is from RefSeq and is a predicted model, not a curated record. The transcript has 2 exons. NCBI's taxonomy places the organism in Eukaryota, Fungi, Basidiomycota, Agaricomycetes, Boletales, Suillaceae.
GAACAGAUCCAGCGCCAUAGGUAUUCCUACCUGCUUACAGUUACUGCUACUACUAGUACUAUGAAUAAAAACCCUGCUCAGGCCGAGGCUGGGCCUUCUUCCUCUCUGCCUGUCAGUAUACGUCGCAGACAAGCUCAGCAGGCUAUCGUGAGGCGAGCUGCUCAAGAAGCCAGAGAAGAAACUCGUCGAAAGAGAGAGGCUCGCCAUCUUGAUCGAGAAAAGUCAGCAGAUGAUACAAGUUCUUCGAUGAUACUUAUUCUCAAAUUCACUGCUUUCUUCCAGUCCAAUCACAACUUUUCACAAGCAGGUCCUUCUGAAUGUCAGCAUGACAACAUCGACGAUGACGGUCUGCCAGAUCCGAGCCUUCCACGGCACUCUCCCACUCCUCCACCUGACGGAGACUUUUUCCUGCAGCGGUCACCAUCUCCAGGUCCUCCUCCACCUGACGAGGACUUUGUACUGCGGCGGUCACCAUCUCCGGGUCCUCCACCUGCCCAAGCUCUUCCAGAGCACCAACGUGUUGCAAUUGAUGUCGACAAGCUUGCAACUCUCGCAAUACUCCCCAAGAUGAAGGAUACAAUUGAAUUUAUUCGUGCUUUACAAAAUGCUUCCCUUGAUGACCCUUGUUCGAAACUUAAUGCUGCUGCUUUGCACCGUCUUCGCGAACCUCACCAAGCAUCCGGAAGUCGGUAA